This is a messenger RNA of Aspergillus terreus NIH2624, 2646 nucleotides long. RefSeq names its product RFX family transcription factor. The record is from RefSeq and is a predicted model, not a curated record. Gene Ontology annotation, biological process: regulation of transcription by RNA polymerase II. Gene Ontology annotation, molecular function: RNA polymerase II cis-regulatory region sequence-specific DNA binding; DNA-binding transcription factor activity, RNA polymerase II-specific. Lineage: Eukaryota; Fungi; Ascomycota; Eurotiomycetes; Eurotiales; Aspergillaceae. The transcript is spliced from 3 exons. The coding region runs from base 1 to 2646 and encodes 881 amino acids.
AUGCCUCCUGAUUUGGUCCGAGCUGCCUCGCAGUCCUCCAGUGCGGCCUCUCAGACAACACAAAUAAUACCACCGCAUAGUCGUCCAGGAACUGCCGAGCUCAUGCGCUCUCGGUCAGAGACGGUGGUAUCGAGGAAUGGUCGACGGCCGAGAUCGAGGGGAUCGACCGCCAGUAUUCAUUCCAACACUACCCAACAGACACAAGACCAGCAGAUCUCCGAUGGUUUCCCCCAGUUCAUACCGGCGCAGCCCGCGACAGGCCACAAUGUCUUCGGAGGAAAUCCUGAGGACAUCAUAAUGCGCUUCGGCAAUCAACUCUCUCAUACCGUCAACGGCUCUCCGUUGGAGGCAACGCUGCAUGAAGCCCAUCAUACUGUCAUGCCGAGGGCAGAAGACUUCCCUAACCACGCCAUGCACGGCCAUCACUUGUCCCACCAUUCUAUGCCCUCCGGAAUUACGCAUAGCCUUCCUGGUGUACCAAUGCCGCAGUACCAAGGGAUGUAUGACAGUGGCAUUGAAAAUCACGUCCCAGAGGCCGUCAUGGAAGACAACGAGCAGUCGGAAGCCGGCGCGAAAAAGAAAAAGGGAUCUAGCUCCUCUCUCGCCAAUGACAACGAACUGCGGAAGCUCCUGCGACAAUAUGAAGGAUACUCGCUCAAACAGAUGGCUGCGGAGGUUCUCAAGCAUGAGGGCGCUGGCGGCAAGGCGGAGAAGGUGAAACAGGUCUUUGCCAUGAUCUGGUUGAAGGAAAACUGCAGGAAGAGCAGCGGCUCCGUCCGGCGCGAUCGUGUGUACUGUUGCUACGCAGAGAAAUGCGGAACCGAGCGUGUGUCGGUGUUGAAUCCCGCUUCGUUCGGCAAACUUGUGCGCAUCAUAUUCCCCAAUGUUCAGACGCGGCGACUCGGUGUUCGUGGAGAAUCCAAGUACCAUUAUGUGGACUUGACCGUGAUCGAGGAAAAACAACAGAAGCCCCCACCAUUGAACCCCCAAUUACCCAGCAACCCAAGCGGUCCGUCCGGUAUGCUGGACGGCAAGGGAGGGGAUGUGUUGCCGAAAAGCGUCAAUACUAUGCCACAACCACCCGCUGAUACUGCCGUGUUCCCUUCGCCCACCGCUUCGUUCACCCCCCGGUUUCUGGCCAGCCCGUCAGGUUUGUCAUGUGGCUGUCAACCGUCGUCUCGGUCUAAUAAUGACUGCAUCACCGUCGACAAUGUGGGAAGCCAUGCCGGCAAGAUGAUCCAUCAAAUGCUCCAGUUUCCGUCAUCCGACAGUGCAUCAAUCGAUAAUGAAUCGCUUCAGCUCCCGGACAUCAGUGGCUAUCUUCCGGCCAAUACAGACUCGAAGGUCGCUGCCGCUCUGGCAGCCCUCUAUCGAUCACACUGUAUCUCUGUGAUAGACAGCUUUCGAUAUUGCAAAGAGAAGAAUCUUCUACGCUACUUCUCUGCCUUUCACGGGACAUUGACGGUCCCCGUGCAGAAGCUGCUCACCCAUCCUAACCUUGCCCCAUGGAUCAAGGAAUGUGACUGGCUCAUGUACCAGAAAAUGAUUGCAUUCGUCGCUCCGCUCACGACUCAGGUUGUCCCUAAGCUUGUGCUCGAUGCCUUUAGCUCGAUUUCCCAGCGCCUUACCGCCCACAUCGCGGAAACGUUCAAAGCCCAGCCGGUGCAUGUUUCCUUGGCGCGGUUAAUACCAGCGCAUAUCUUCUGCAACCUGCUCAAACACAUGCUCGACGUGAACCAAUCGGCAAAUGCUGCAGCCGCUUGGCUGUGCCAUCCGGACAACCGGAAUCAGAUGUGGUUUGACUUUAAGACCCUGGUUGACCCGCAGGAGAUGAUGACCCGUGCCAACAUCCCCAAUUGUGCGGAAAAAGCGACCGAACAGAUAUUAAAGCAUGACAUUCGCGCGCUGCUGACUCCCAUUACCGACGGGAACCCAGCGGCGCACCCUUUCUUCACCAAACCGGACUCCGAGGAAGACGUGCAAGCGCACAAAUAUCCGGUGGAGACAUCAACUGGCGAGGAUUAUAACUUCCCGGACAAGUGGGUGUCAUUUAUUCUAAACCUGCCGUCUGCCUUCCCCAACCACCGCACCCAGUGUAUCAUUGAGCGAGUGGAUGCCCUGUGGGACUGCAUCCUUCGCCGAUUGACUCUGGGCGGUGCACAAAGCUUCAGCGCAUGGUGGAUGACCAAAGUAUUCUUCCAUGAAAUGAUGUUAUGGCAAGCGGCGAAGGGGGGAUUUAUGUUUCACACCCCCAGCACCUUGCGCAAUGCUAUUGCCGAGUUCAGUCAGUCAAGCCAAGGCGCCUUUCUGAUGAAACAGCCUAGUGGUCCCGAUGCCGUUCGGGACCCGUCAUUCAUGACACCGGAGACCCAACAAGCCGGGGGACCCAGGCCCGACUCUGCUGCGCGGGCCAGCUCGGCCGAAGACCUGUCCCAGACCCAGCCGCCGAUGCAAAACAGCUCGCAUGCGGUCGAGAACGACAAGGCUACUGGAGUUGCUGAGAGCAUGGCCCAUCUCAGCGCCCCGAAUAACGAUGACAGUGCGAUUGAUCUGGAUGACGACUCGAUGUUGAUGACGGUGGGCAAAUACGGGGACAUGAUGGCCUCGGAUCCUGCCGAUGCCGAAGGCGAUGUUGUGGUCAUCUAA